Molecule: messenger RNA, 3337 nt
Organism: Coccinella septempunctata (seven-spotted ladybird)
Lineage: Eukaryota; Metazoa; Arthropoda; Insecta; Coleoptera; Coccinellidae
Exons: 11
Coding region: 102-2792 (896 amino acids)
Biological process (GO): iron ion transport
Cellular component (GO): plasma membrane; early endosome; recycling endosome
Source: RefSeq, a predicted model, not a curated record
GGCUGAUGGGUGUGUUUAUUUGUGUUCAUCAACAACCACUUGUAAAUUUUAAUUAAUAAUAAAUGUUUUUUACAUUCCCAUAAUUCAAAAAAUUUCAAAAAAUGCUUCUAAGGAUAAAUAUUAUCGUGUUAAUAUUGUUUAUUACUAUAUUAGGCCUAUGUACAGCACAAAAUUUUUGGAAAAUAACUGAAUUCAAUAAAGAUCAACCCAAAGAUGAUAGAGUCAAAAUUGUAUGGUGUACAAUAAGUUUUUACGAACAAGAAAAAUGCUAUAGAUUUGGAAAUGUUACUACUCUGAGAGAUAGGAUAAGCGUAGGUUAUAAAAAGUUCAACGUUUCUUGCAUUCAAGCAUCCAGCAAAGAAGAAUGCAUGAAAUUAUUAGAUGAAGGUAAAGCUACCUUAACAACUUUAGAUGCUGGAGAAAUAUUUGUAGCAGGACGAUACCAUAGUUUAGUGCCUAUUGCACAAGAAGUACUGAACGAAAACCAAACUUACUAUUACUCAGUAGCGGUUGUAAGAAAGGGAACUCUUUCAGAUGUUACUAGUUUGAGGGACUUGCGUAACAAAAAAGCAUGUUUCCCAGGUGUACAAACUUUUGCUGGCUGGGCUUCCCCAAUAUAUACACUUAUGAAGUAUGGUGGUAUGGAAAUAGUUGACUGCAACAACCAUGUGAAAAGUGCCACCGAAUUCUUUGGUCCAAGUUGUGCUGUUAAUUCCCUAUCAGAUAGAUUCAAUCCGAUAGGAGACAACUCAGACAAACUUUGUAGGAUAUGUAUAGGAAAAAUUCCUGGUGGAAGAUGCACAAAUACUGAUCCUUAUGCUGGUUACGAGGGGGCUUUUAAAUGUUUACUAGAAGCUGGAGAAAUAGCAUUUUUGAAGCAUACUACUGCCUUGGAAUUGACUCGGGAUCAAUCUUUCAUUGGCCUGGGAGGUCAAGGAUUUGAGCUUUUAUGCUUAGAUGGUGGUAGAUAUCCUGUUGAACAAUAUGAAAGUUGCAACUGGGGAAAAGUUCCAUCUGAUGCUAUAGUUACUUCAUCUGCAGCAUCUUAUGAAGAUAGGAAACUUUAUCAAAAAUUCUUGAAAAAAGUAUCUAGGUUUUAUGGAUCAACCAAUUAUACAUACUCCAAUAAUAAUUAUAACGGUGAUGAAAAUGCUAGUUAUGAUCAAUUUGGUAACAGAUUGAAUAAAAGAAAAAGAAGGCAAAAUUACGAUUCCUACAACAGAAAUAACCAGCAAUAUGGAAGAUUCGACCCGUACGAACCAGAUAAUUCACAGAAUCGCCCAACUGAUCAAUACAACGACCAGUACGAUCAAUCAAAGACAACCGAUCAAUACGGAAGACCUGUAGAUCCUUUAGUUAGGGAUCCAUACCUGUUGAAUAAAGAUUAUUACGGCCAAAAUAUUGAUCCUUACGACCAAGAGCCAAGGCGGAACCAAAAUGGUUACGAUCAAAAUCAAGACCCAAGACAAGAUUUCGACGAUAACGCUAUCCAAGACAGUUCGGAUCCCUUCUAUAUUUUCAAGUCGCCCAGAGACGCAACCAAUUUAAUGUUUCAGGAUUCCACCCAAAACAUUUCUCCCAUUCCUGAAAACCUCCAAACGUACUCCAGUUUUCUGGGGCAAAGUUUGGAUGUCAUCAUGGGAGUUCGACAAUGUCCAAUCGCCACAAUGACCCUGUGUGUCACAUCGGAUGCAGAACUAGAGAAGUGCAUUAGAAUGAAGACGGCUUUGAAAGCCCAACUUUUGAAACCAGAAAUGGACUGCUAUAAGGGGCAUUCGCACAUUCAUUGCAUGCAGGCAAUAAGAGCAGGAACAGCCGAUGUUUCUGUAUUCGAUGCUAGUGAUGUUUAUACUGCGGGUCUAAAUUACGACUUGAUACCUUUCAUUUCUGAAGUGUACAAUUUGGAUGAUGCCGAAUACUAUGUGGUAGCAGUAGGAAAGGAGUCUGAUCCUAGUACUGAACUAACCUAUUUGAAAGGUAAAAACACUUGCCACGGUGGUAUAAACACGGCAGCAGGGUGGGUAUAUCCCAUGGCUUUUCUUCUUAGUAAUGGAUGGAUCCGUCCAUAUGGCUGCAACAGUAUUAGGGCAGCGGCAGAAUAUUUUUCGAAGAGCUGUGUUCCUGGAGCGUUGAGUACAGAAUAUAACAGUGGGUUACCCUACGACAACAUGUGUCAUCUAUGCCAUGGUUCUAGUUUCAGAUAUUGCAGAAGGGAUGCAUCUGAAAGUUAUUACGGUCAUACAGGGGCAUUCAGAUGUUUAGUGGAGGGUGGUGGACAUGUGGCAUUUGUCAAACACACAACUGUCACUGAAAAUACUGGUGGUAAGAAGAGAGAAUGGUGGGCUAGGGAUAACCUCAACGAUGACUAUGAGCUUCUUUGCACCGAUGGUACAAGAAAGGAAAUUCAUGAUUAUAAAAAGUGCAAUUUGGGAAAAGUAAAGGCGAAUGCUAUAGUUGGUAGAGGGGGUUAUGGUUACAACAACACAGAAAUAAAUACAUACAUUAACCUGUUUCUCUAUGCUCAAACAUUUUAUGGACGGAAAACAACUGAUGAAUUCAGUUUCAGUAUGUUCAGCUCAGAACCGCCAUUCGCAGAUCUAAUUUUCCAAGAUGCGACCACACAAUUGAAGGUAAUCGAUCCACAGAAAAGAUACUUUUCUGCUUACUUGGGUUCCGAUUUUAUGAGAGCUAGAAGAAUAGUCGACUGUCAUGCCGGUAGCUCCAGUAUGACUGUUUCCAUAUUUACCCUCCUCCUUUCAUCCCUAUUCGCCAUUCUGGUUAUGAAAAAUUGAACCUACCCUAGCACUGUAGUCGGGUACCAGGAAAACAAGUGCCUUUUUGACAGGUCGAUUUCGAUUUUCAUGAUGGAAAGUUGUUUUCCUUCAAAAUUCAGUUAACAGAUAAGAUUUAAUUUUUUUUUAUAUUUAUUUUGAUGCUGAAACCCAGGUACCUGUUUUUAAAAUUUCUCGAAUAAUAUUGACAAAUGAAUAUAGAAAAGUGUAAACAUUUAAUUGAAUUUAAAUUGUCUAUCAUCACUCGUUGUGUAGAAAAAGUUAAACUGGAUAAUUAUUAUGAUAGUUGUGAAUCAUUUAGCAUCUUAUGAAAGUACUUUUACAUUCUAUUGAUAUAAAUAUAUUUGCUGUUAUUCAUAGCAGCUGAGUGAUGAUGAAAUAUUCCAUUCAAAUAUAUUGUAAAUAAAGCACCAUUGUGCAAUUUUAUCCGUCCAUUUUUCAUGAUCUGGUUGUUCUGAAAUUGUCAGAAUAUGAUUUUAUUUGAUGAUUGUUAUUUUUAUAUUUAUAAUUGUAAUAAUUUUAUAAUAAAAAUUAGAAACCCUUCA